Messenger RNA from Pyrus x bretschneideri (Chinese white pear), 810 nucleotides. Its product is annotated as iron-sulfur cluster assembly scaffold protein IscU. Gene Ontology annotation, molecular function: 2 iron, 2 sulfur cluster binding; ferrous iron binding. Gene Ontology annotation, cellular component: mitochondrial matrix; cytoplasm. The record is from RefSeq and is a predicted model, not a curated record. Lineage: Eukaryota; Viridiplantae; Streptophyta; Magnoliopsida; Rosales; Rosaceae. The transcript is spliced from 3 exons. Bases 76 to 597 code for a protein of 173 amino acids. Gene Ontology annotation, biological process: intracellular iron ion homeostasis; iron-sulfur cluster assembly.
UAACCAAUUUCUCUCCGUCUUCGUUCACAAAAACCGGAUAUUUCACCCUGAAAAUUUUGCAACCGCGAAGCAAAAAUGUUGAGACUUGCGGCGAAGAGGGUUCUCCAAGGCGGCCGUCUGGGGUCGCCGGAGGCUCAGUCACCGGCGGUCCUAAGCCUGCCACGUAUGUACCACGAGAGGGUGGUGGACCACUACGACAACCCCCGCAACGUCGGAACGUUCGACAAGAAUGAUCCGACGAUCGGCACGGGGCUCGUUGGCGCUCCAGCCUGUGGCGACGUGAUGAAGCUCCAGAUUAAGGUCGAUGACGGUACGGGAAAGAUUGUUGAUGCUUGCUUCAAGACCUUUGGGUGUGGAUCGGCCAUUGCUUCUUCUUCUGUCGCUACGGAAUGGGUGAAGGGGAAACAAAUGGAGGAAGUCUUGACGAUUAAGAACACAGAGAUUGCAAAACAUCUUUCACUUCCUCCAGUGAAGCUUCACUGCAGCAUGCUCGCCGAGGAUGCCAUUAAGGCAGCUGUUAAAGACUAUCAAGCCAAGCAAACCAAAAAAACUGGCGGUACAGAGCCAUCUCCUGCGGAGAAGGCUGUCAAUGCUUGAUUCUUCUCUCAUUUGAAAUGAUGCUGAAAUGUAUAGGGUAUAGUUUUCCACCUCUUGGUUGUUUACUAGAUGUUAUAAUAAUGGUGGUACAGAUUAGCGUUCCUCGAACCCUUUGUUUUCUUUUCGUGUGGAAUUGCGGCUGUAUGAACAAACAAGUUUAUUUUUUAUGUAUAAUGUAAAUUAAAUAUAUGAAGGCGGCAUUUAACGUGUUCA